AUGAUCUCCACUGGCGAUGCAGAGUUUCCGAGGGAUUACCACACCCUGGGUGGCGGGGGAACUGCCCGUCGCUUCCCAGAAAGCAACAACGGAGGGCCGGCUUCAUCCCUGGACCGCCGGCACACCUCCAUCGCCACCAAAAGCCUGGAGGCCCUUACGAACAUUCACAAGGCCGACAUAGAGCGCCAACGAGACGCCUUCAUGGAUCCCCAGAAAAACAAAUACCCUAACAGCCCCAGCAACAUGUCCCAGGGGUCGGCACCUUGUGGCCGCCAACAGCAACAGCCAAACUACUGGAGCUUCAAGGCCCGAACCCCUCGCGUGACCCGACCCAACCCCACACAGCCGGCUCUAGCCGACCAGGCCAGCAGGGUAUCCUUCGCCUCCGCAGAGAGUCUGGAGACCAUGUCGGAGGCAGACAUCCCCCUCGGGUUCAACAGGAUGAACCGCCUCCGCCAGAGCCUGCCUCUGGCUCGCUCCUCCAGCCAGGCCAAGCUCCGGGCGCCAGGCAUCUUGUUCCUCCAGUUGGGAGAGGAGACCAGGAGGGUGCACCUGACCCACGAGCUGACGAGCCUGGAGACCCUGAGGGCUCUCAUCGUUCACAUGUUCCCUCAGAGGCUCACCAUGGCUAUGCUCAGGUGCCCCAGCACAGCACUGCUCAUCAAAGAUGAGACACGCAACGUCUUCUAUGAGCUGGAGGACCCACGAGACGUCCAGGAUCGCUGUGUCAUCAAGAUCUACUGCAAGGAGCCCACUUAUGGCACUUAUCCUGGGCACCACAACCCACAUAUGGCUAAUGGGGACCUCCGGAGGGAAAUGGUGUAUGCACCCCAGGACUCCCCACCCAACCGUCGUCUCAGCAACCCCCCCUCCUCCUCAGCCUCGCCCCCCUCCGGAUCCCCGUCCCGUGUCCGCCUCCUCUACAGCGGGGGCCGACCCUCCUCCUACGCCGGCCCCCCUCACCCUCAGGGCCAAUCCCACACCCACUCCCUCCCUCACCCGCACCACCACUCCUCCCCCGGGGGCCACGGAGGGCCACACCAUCACCCCCAGAACCCCCAGCACCCCCAACACCCCCAGCACCCCCACCACCCCCAGCACCACCAACAACACCACAACCAGGGCGGUUUCUGCCCCUCCCCCAGCGCAAUCCUGGAACGUCGGGAUGUGAAACCGGACGAGGAGGUGGGCGGAUCCCGCAGUGUGGUGCUCCUGAGGGGUGACGGCGGGGUCGGGGGAGGGAUCUACGCCGACCCCUACACCCUGAGCCAGGAAGGGGGGCGCCUGAGCCUCGCCGGCCCCCACUCCCCCCUCCCCUCCAGGGUGGACCCCUACGGGUCUCUGUACCGCCGCGGGGGAGGAGGCGGGGGUGUGGGCCCGGGUCCCGGAUCCGUGCGUUCCCUCACGUCCUACUCCGCAGCAGCCCUACAAGGCGAGCUGAUGGAAAGCGGCGCCCUCUACAGGCCCGGAGGACCUCUGUACAACGACACCUACGCAGCCUCUAUGCUCGCCAUGGGGUUCCGGGUGCCACCCUCUUCGAGCCCGCAGAAGAUUCCCGACAUGAGGGACUCGUAUUCGGGCACCAUGCCUGGCCGAGGAUCCCCUGGAAGGCAGACCCUGCGGAGGGACUCGGUGACGUCCUCCGUGUUUGGGGAGAGUCCCAAGUCCAGGGGCCAGGGGCCCGGCCUGGGUUUGGGGCCUGAUCAGCUGUGUCUGAUGGCUGGGCUGGGAGGGGAGGGAGGGGGCGGAGCUCCAGGCUUUAGCUCACCUCUACCAGGCAACGAGACAGAGACCAGGGAGCGUAUGGAAGCGAUGGAGAAGCAGAUAGCCAGUCUGACUGGUCUACUGCAGAGCGUACUGAGCAGGGGACCAGAUGCAGACAGCCCUGAGAAGAUUGAGACUGCCAGUGACUGUUCUGGGACAGACCCUCUCACCCCAUUGGCUCCCCUGGCCCUGAUGCCGCCCCCGCCCACGGGGGCCUCACAGCCAAUCACAGUGUCACGGCUUCAGAUGCAGGUCCACCUGCAAGGCCUGCAGCACAACACCAACGCACUGCGUAAACAACUGUCCCAGCUGCGCAACAUACAGCUGGAGAACCAGGACUCGGUUCAGUCCCUGCUGAGGCAGACUGAGACAGAGCUGAGCCUGAUGAUGCUGGACGCCAUGCGCACCCAGGAGGAUCCGCUCCAGAGACAGCGCCUCCUGGUGGAGGAGGAGAGGCUCAAGUACCUCAACCAGGAAGAGUUGCUCAUCCAGCAGCUACAUGAUCUGGAGAAGUCUGUGGAGGAGCUCCAGAGGAACUCGUCGGUGAACCACGGACUGGUGACUGAACAAGAGGUGGAACAGAAGAGCAAAGAGCUGAGGACUCUGGGGGAAACCCUCACAGAUCUCAAGAACCAGUUCCCCAGUCUGCAGAGCAAGAUGCGGGUGGUGCUUAGGGUGGAGGUUGAAGCAGUCAAGUUCCUGAAGGAGGAACCACACCGACUUGAUGCCCUACUGAAGCGUUGUAGCACCAUGACUGACGCGCUGACCACCUUACGGAGUGUAUUAUAUCCCCCCUGUAUGUACAGACAAGUUACAGAGGGCAUGUGGAAGGGCCCAGAGGAUCUAUCCAGCCAGUCAGCCAAGCGUGCAGAGGACAUGGGGCGGGCCUCAGACCUGGACAUGCUGUCCAGCCCGCCUUUCAGCCUCAACGACCUCGGGGGCAGUGCCAGCCUGGCCAACUGGAUGCCCAUGUCAGGCAGUGAUCCGGACGCGCUGGGUCCUGAGCAGGACUCCCAGCCAGCGACCACCUACAGGUCCAGAGCUCUGGAUGAGCUGCCCAGUCGCCGUGCUGCUGACAAAUCAGUGUCCGCGGAGGUCAGACUGGCUGCAGAACGGGACUGGGAGGAGAAGAGGGCCAGUCUGACCCAAUUCAGCGCCCAGGACAUCAACCGACUCCUGGAGGAGACCCAGGCUGAACUCAUGAAGGCUAUCCCAGACCUGGACUUUGCUGCCAGGCAGAUCAACAAGCCUGUAGUGCCCCCCAAGCCCCAGAUGACCACCCCUAUUACCUUUACAUCCAUGACCACUGCUGCCACUAAUGCUAUUGCCUCUACUACGACUCCUACAAGCUCGUCCCCAACUACCACCAGUGUAGACCAGCAGCAGAGUAAGGUUCAGAUGACUGCCCAAAAGCUGGAAGGUGGCUCACGUCGUGGUUCAGCGGAGCUGACAGUGACCAGGUAUCGUACAGAGAAGCCUUCAAAGUCCCCGCCUCCCCCACCACCUCGCCGUAGUUUCCCAUCAGCCCACGGGAUCACCACAAACCGCACUGGGGAGGUUAUUGUCACCACCAAGAGUUUAAUGAAGGCAGAGUCAGAGGAUGGCGAGGUCCCCAAGACCCUGGUGAAGCUCAGGCGGACACCAUGUGACGCCCCUCGCCCUGCCUCCACGCCCCCUGUCAUCGCCGCUUCAGCGAUCAAAGAUGAAGAUGACGAGGAGAAGAUCAUAGCUGAACUAGAGAUAUUUCAGAGAGCCCCCGUCAAAGUAUCCCCUCCCCACUCUCUGCCCAACACUCUACCGAGGCCCACUCACCUCCCUCACUGCUCCACAGGGUCUCUGGGACGACAGACUGUCAGCAACUCUCCAGGACCAACCAAGGGACCUCAGCCUACAGUAGCAGCCCGACUCAAGCACCUCCAACAGGGCAGUCUGGAGAGGCCCAAGACCAGGAAGCAGAAAGAGGACUUUCCUAAGAUCCAGGGCCAGCAACAGGUAUUCCAUUUCUGAGAAAGCCCUUCUUGGAGUUACAGUCCUUCAUUGUGUGCCAUCCAUGACUGCCCCAGCCAGGAUAUACCAACUGGGCUCAUUCAAGACGGCUUGGAGGAAAGAUGUGAUGCAGUUUUUUGUUUUGACUGGUAGUAACAACCCAAAUGGCAGGUGUAGAUGUGCUUGGCAUGCCUAAAUAGUUGGCAUUACUCAGUUUGUCUGUGAAAAGUAAUUUUGUGAUUAUUCCAUGGUUCCUAACGUGAACGAUGCCUUAGAAAGGCUAAUGCAGCUACAUAAUCUUUCUUCAAACCAUUCUUAUCGAUAAUGCCACGGAACCAUUUUUACACCUCAAUGUCAAUACCUUGAUCUUCCAUCUAUCAAAUCCUACAUCCAGUUUCUCCAAAUCAUUGGCUGUUCCCAGUGCCUCAAACUAAUGUUUUCAUUUUGCAGCAUUGUCCUGUUGUUUUAGGAUAUUUUUGUGUCCCAAACUUUGGAGUGUUGGCCUAUUGUAAAAAAAAAAAAAAAAGAAGUUAGAAUCCUGGUCCAGUUGUAUAGAUACUACAGUAUAUAAUACUCUGUUACUUAACAGCUGAGAAUAAAGCACAGUUCAAAAGCUAAAGGGUCGGUAGCCCUCAAUUGGUCUAGUGCAGUGUUCAAAGUGUAGUAAAGUGCCCACUUGAAUUCUAAGCACAAUGUUUUUCAGCCGUGUUUUCACGGUGCUCGAAAGGCAGACACAUUAAAGAGAAGAAUGAAAGGCAAAGAAAAUGAAUGGAAUGUUAAAAAAGACUAAGCAUUAAUUAAUACAUUACGGACUAUGUAAUAGGAUCAAAAAUUACAUAAAGGAUCAAUUUCAUAGUGCAGCACACCUCCAGUUCACAACCAGCCAGUCUUCCACUGAGAUGAAAACCUACAGAAACCAUAGUCUUAUCUGGUCCUGCAGACACUCCAACUCAACCCCAAUAUUUUGAGCCGCCUUAACGUACCCUACAGUAGCCCUAAACUGAAAAAAAAGCUUUUAAUAUAGCAAGCUCAAGAUAAAACAGCUAGCCAUCUACCUCCUGGCUAGCACCUGGGCCUGCCACAAUCCCGUACUUGGCCUCAUGGCACUAAUCCAUACCCUAUGAGUUAACUAAUAGAUUUAGUUAUCUUUCUUCUAGGUAGUUAUAAGGGUCACCUACCUUGUGUGGGGGUCUGUAGGGUUGUGAUGAUGACAUUCUGAUUGAUCGUUGAUCAGAUAUGAGUUUCACUCAUCUGUUUCAAAGUAGCACAUUUUUAUUAAGUAUUAAGUGAAGACGAUCUCCCCAAAAGGACAGACCCCCAAAACCGCUGGCCAUUAGCAAUGACAAACGCUAGCAUAUUGAUGUCAUGCUGACCUUGACAUUGUUGCAUUGUCUGGGCAGCUUACAGUCACAAGAAAUACAACCCAUGCAAUAGUAUGGUAUUCAUGACUAUUUGCUUUGCAGUAAAAACAACUGUUGAAAUGCUUCCUCCUGUAUUAUUUUCCACACUUUUCCUGAUUGAGGAAGUUAUACAUUGCAUUGGUUUUGUGCAAAAAGGUACUCCUAUUUACUAAGAGUAUAAUCAUGGUGCUUUAGAUGUCUUCUAUCGAAUGUUCAUCAAUCCAUUUGCAACCAUGUAUAGUGUUUGUUGUGUAAAGAAGUACAUAAGUGAUUUAUUCUGUACAAUAGUAAACUGUAUGUGACCAAGCAAACAAAAUACAUGUUGCAUUUAUAAGGUUUACUGUAUGCAACUCAUAAAGGCAUAAUAUUUGAAUUCAUUGGAUGUACUACAGUAGAUGCUUGUACAUGACAUAUAAAUUAUAUUGUGGGUACAAUAAAGGUCCACAUGGGUUUUAUGUAUUUUAUAUUAAAUCCAACAAGGAUCAGACAUUCUUAAAUUGUCGUUAUGGGAGCAUGAUUUGACUACAGAAAAAAUAAGGUUAUUUUAAACCAAUAACCUUUCAUAAAGAGCCCAAGGCCACCACCAUUAUCUUACUGUAAUUUCUUUUUAUUUCUUUGUGUUUGUGUUCUUUGUGAGGAGUGUGAAGGGGAAACUUCCUCAACAGAUAUGUUGUCCAUGUCAUGAUCAAAAGAUGUGCAUAAUACAUGACUGCCUCAGGCAUAUACAUGUAGAAGGAUUACCCAAAUACAGUUGGAAGGAAAAGAGUUACAAGUGUGCCAUAAAAUAGCUUAGCCCAGUACCACUACAUGGACAAUGGACCUCCAAAAGUCAAAAACUGCCUACUGUUGUAAUAACUAUGACCAGGUGACCUUCUCUUUAUCUUUAUUUGUAACAGUUUUUUGACAAGCAGUACAUCAUUUUUCGAGAUUACGGAUAAAUAAGAUGGAACUGCAUACUAUUGCUUGCGAGCAUUGGUGCACCUGUCUCUUUCGUUACUUGACAACCACAUUUGCAAUAGGACUCUGAGAGCUGCAGAUGUAGCAAUGGCCCCAGAGCCAUGAAGGAGGAUAGUGACACGAGACCCUUUUCCCAUCGGAUUUGACUCAAGCUAAUGUCAUCCCUGAACCCUCCCUUCACAUGUAACUCAUCCUAGCUCACUUUUCACACCAAAGUAAAAAAAAAAAACCUACGGGAAAUAAUUUCCAGUACAUAAUUUCCAUGCAUACUGAAGAAUACAUUGUUGCUCCCACUUGCUGUGCACUUUAAUGUCUAAGUCAAGAGAGGUACAGAAUGGAGGGUUGAUAUAGUAUUUUACUCUAAAACUGAGAUCACAGAAACCAGAACCUACUCCCAUUAAUCCUUUUCAGAAAUUGACUCAUUGCAUAGAGGAUUUGAAUAUACCUUUGUAAGGUUACUGUGCCUACAUUGUUGUAUUUAGUUUACUUCAAUUGGAAUGUGUGCGUUGGCUAGGUUUUCUCUUGCUACCUGCCCAUGCAAGUUGAGCAUAGUUAUUGAGCUCAGUCGUUUUAACAUUUGGCCGGUAACCCUGUAAUCAUCAUGUAGCCUUGCCUCCUGUACUCUGCCUGUGGUGCUACAAUACCUUCAGUAACAUAACUUCUAUUUUGACCUGUUAUAGGUACAAUUUCUUUAUGUGAGUUACUGUACCUUCAUACCCCAUUGCUUCCAAAGCUUGUGUGAUUCUCCACAAGUCUCCAUACACCAGUCUAUCUCAUUCUGAACAAGCAGGCCUCCCAAGGACACAUUCCAGCCCCAUUUGUCAUGACUAGAACCAAACACUUCAGAGCCGACAUUGAUCUAAAUUGACAUCAGUGCCACAACUCACUAGCACCCUUAAAAGAAUGCCUCUGCUCUUCCCUGAAUCUCAUUGUUCGUACUCGUCUCCCAGCUCAAAUAGGAGUUUCACAUUGUUCGUCUUAUGGGAACCUUGUUUGUUUGGCCCUGCAAACCUUUUGCCUCAUUGAACUGUUAGAUUGGUAAACCACCAUGGCAGCAGUGUGCGUGGGGCCCAUACUCAUCUAAUCUGAGGCCAAAUCUCUUGUUCGCUAAAGGGCAAGCACUUCAUUAGCAUUGGCGUCGGAUCAAGCUUGAAGAAUGUCCAAAUAAGUCAGUGAGACAGGCUUUUCUCCUUACAUUUUUUUGUUUCCUUCUCUUGGUGGGAGUCCCCCUUGAGUUUGAGGUUCAAACAAGUACAUUAACUCUUGGAUGUAAAUUGUCUUGGCAAAAAAAUAGUUUGAACUGGUUCAUGCAAAGAUGAAUCAUAAAUUCUCAUUAUAAGAGGGAGUUUAGUUUAGAGUUUGGACAAGAGGGUAUAUUAGGAUCAAAAAUGGUUACUGAAUAAUACAUUUGAAAUCUAUGCAACAAAUUUGUGUUCGUUAUUCCCUCCAGGAAUACAUUUGUAUGAAAUAAAAAGAUAAUCUUACUCUCCAAAGCUUACUUCAACACCACACCUUUUCCUCUCCAUCCCCUCUUCCUCAGAGACAGAGAGAAAGACAGAGAACGAGAGAGAUUUCGAAAGAAAGAGAGCGGGAGGGAGGGAGAACGAGAAGCUGAAUCAGGACAGAUUGCUUGUCCCAGAGCCCUGACAGCAUCUCGCUACUGAUCACAGCAAUAUUUCCCCAGCUCUGCCUACGCUCAGCUUAGCGACAGCCACACGCUCUCUCUCAUCUCUCUCUCUCAUCUCCCAGUGAGCCUGACGACUGUCACGCCGAUGCACCAAACACAGCAUCCCCGGUGGCCAAUAUAGGUAAAUGCAGUCAAGGCCCAACAGAUACACAGUGCCCCCUGUGGCUCCUGAGAAUAAUUUCAAAGACGUGUUACGUAAUUGCUUCCAGCUUCAGGAAAGAUCAUAUUAGAGAGGAUGGUUGAAAGUUUAGUGACGGUAUUUGAUGAGAGACCAGUAUGCUUGCUGAAAUCCUGAAAACUGUGUGUUUUGCAUACAUUCCCUCUGCACACUUCUGUUGACUAUUAACUCUGUUCCAACUAUUCUCCUACUAUUAUGCUUUUGAGUAGCAUGACAUACUUCAAAAUGUAAGCUUGGAUCAUGAUAUGCACACCAUGACAAGAUCAUCCACAGCAUAACUAGAUAAUUCAUGAUCUAAACUUCCACCUUGAAACGAUUUGUACUUUUCAUGCAACAGGAGCUCAAAGAACAAACAAAAAUUUUACACAAGAAUUUGAUUCAACAUUGAUACACAAAGGUGCAUUUUUUUUUUUACUAAGGAUAGGCGCGCUCUGCUUCACAAAUAAAUAAAAGGUGAUUUCGGGUGCGAGUGAAAAAAGACUAGUAACUUAAAGUAGAAAAAACUGCACUCUCAAGCUUGCUCGUUGCUUCUUUUGACCAGUUUAUUGGAGUGACAGUGUCAUUUGUAUUUUUUGCAUUUUUUGUUUUCCCAUUAAAGUUGUCAGAUUGGUAUGCCACAGUUAUUCAUUUCAUAUAAUCUAAGUUUAGACUUUAACCCCACAACUGGAUGCGCUUCAGCAUUAUUUUUUGAAAAUCUAACUUUUCCUUAAAAAAUAAUUAGAAAAGCAACCUUUUGCCUUUCUAUCACGCAUCACUUUCCUUUUGCUAUUGUCUAAGCUCUCUAGCAGAACAAGCUGUGAAUACAUCACUUCCUCUGCAAUUAACCUUUCUCCUGGCUAAUUCACAAUCUAACUGACACUUGCCAAUUGGAGCGUUCUUCACAACCAUUUCCUCUGCUCUCUUGGGCUAUGAUUUAAUCUUCGAGGCAUUGGCGUUCUCUCCCUGUUUCGGCUAUAUUUACUGCAGGUCUCUCAGAUUUCCCCCCAAAAUACCCCAAAUUCCAACAACGAUGUUUUUGCAUUUUUAAGACUUAAGAUACAAUUAUUCUAAGGAUGGAAUAGUUCCAAUGAUCUUACCAAGGAUCUGUAGACAAUCAUGGUGUGGUGACUACCAGAGGUUACCCAAAUUAGUGAAAAGGACCAGAUUUUAAGGAUUAUUCUAUUCAGUGACGACCUUUUAAAAGGGUCAAAACACAACGGGAAAAGCUGAAUGCUGCAUUUUCACUGUCAUCCUUUGGAAAAACAAGGGACUGAAAGGAAUAGAGAUGUCCAAUACUCAUGUUGGCUAUUUGUCCUAAAAUACAGCCUUGUAUAUGGAUAUAAUACAACAAAUUAAUACUGUAUUAGUAGUUGAUUUAGGGAACAAGAUUGAAACCACAGAAUCACUUAUGACACAAAGGCGGCUUUAUACAUUGUCAUAAUUAUCAGUAAAAGUCUUUGUUUGUGUAUUAUUGUGGACUAAAUAGGACAAUAUUUGCUCACUGGCCCCAGCCAUUAUUACAUCAAGCCCACAGUAUGUGUCAUAGCCAAGUAAGAACAUCAAUAUAGAUGUUAAUAUUGGAGCUGAUUUUCUGUUUGGCCUAACACUAAAUCAAAAUGUAUUACUUACUAUGUUACAAAAUAGAGGACAGAUUAUCCAACUGAAGGUGACAUGCUCUUUGGAGGGAAGUAUAAAGAUACUGCCAAGGAAACUCAUGCUACAAGCAUGACUUUGUACUGCGGGCACAAAAUUACCUAUAUAAAAUAUUAAGCUACAGCAUAUUACAUUGAAUAAUGUACAUUUAUUAAAUGUAUUAUCAUUUAGACUUGAAAAUAGAAACAAGCAUCACAAAACAGGAAAAGCUGUAGAAUAGAAAUCCUUUCAGAGGUGUAUUGUAAGACAUAUAAUAACACAUCUCUGUAACUAUAAUUAUUGUUUUUGUGUAAAAAAAAUAGAAAUCUUCAUCUAUGUUUUGUAUAAUCAAGCCCUUUUGUAUUUUUAUACUUGGAAAAGAGGAUUCACACUUACAUAUCAUACAUUAUACUGUAAAUGGAGAUAUUUUUGAGUUUAUUCAUAAUGUACAUUUUUUAUUUCUUCACAAUGUGUUAAAUAAUGUAAAAACAAAACAUUGUGCUAAAGAAAACUACAAUUAUUUGGGUAAAAAGAACAACAUAGUGAAGCAUGCCAUGAAAACUAACCCCUAACGGCUCCUAAAGGUAAAUUACUUAUGGACUACUUAUAGUAGCAGCACAUUAAAUGGACAAAAAGCACAGAUGAGAAGGAACGAGACUCAGAGCUCAUAUCCUCAUUCCUCUUGACAAGUAUGUACUCACUGUUAAGACUAACCAUACUGUAGCUGUCUUCCUCUAUUGUAAUCAAAAGUGCACCUUGUAAUAUGUACAAUAUAAAGUAUACACUAAAUUGGUGGUUUGUAGAUGAAUGUGUGGUUGUUCAAAGUUGUCUGUGGAUGUUGUAUCUUAUGUAAAUAAUUACCUAAAUAGAUUUUUAUGUGAUUUUUGUAGGGAAAAAAAUCUAAACGGCAUGUACUUACAUUCCCGGAAUUUGCACGCUGGGUCUAUAAGUCAAACUUUUGUUCUUUUUGUUAAAGAUUCUGUGUAUACUUGUGAGUGUACAGUAUUAUAGAUUAAACAUUGUACAGAGCAUUCGAUUUUGUAUAACGUGAAAAAGUCAGUUAAGGCCCAUUUUACUGUCAUCUUCAUGCAAAGAAAAAUAAAGAUUAAUGAAACAAUUGCAAAAGAUAUGAAACAUUGUUAAUAUACUGUUGUGAGGCGUGAGAGUGAUGCUUGCUGUGUGAGAUAAGUGUUGUUUGUGAAUAUUCAAGAAGAAUGAUAUCAUAGUACGAGAAUACAGAACAUGUAUACUAGACCAUCUACUGAAUCAGUGCUAAUGCCAUGCAAAUUUAAGUAUUGAAAGAUUGUUGCUGCUUUUGUGAGAAAAUCUAUGGUACAAAGACUGCUGCUUUUGUACAUUUCUGUUGUGUUUUU
Molecule: messenger RNA, 10956 nt
Organism: Hypomesus transpacificus
Lineage: Eukaryota; Metazoa; Chordata; Actinopteri; Osmeriformes; Osmeridae
Product: SRC kinase signaling inhibitor 1-like
Exons: 18
Coding region: 1-3771 (1256 amino acids)
Biological process (GO): regulation of dendritic spine morphogenesis
Cellular component (GO): cytoplasm; postsynaptic density; actin cytoskeleton
Source: RefSeq, a predicted model, not a curated record